CGAAUAUCUCUGCGCCCAAUAACUGGAUGGAGGUUUCACUCGGAUGCGCUCGUCUGAUCGGUGGAAGUGGAAUAAAAAGAGAAGAGAGGAACCGAGGAAACACAAACGAAACAAAACCGGACGCAAUCAACGGCGGAGCAGAAUGACAAGUGGAACAAGUAGUGCAACAAAAGAGACUUCUUGCUGUAAUUCGCCUCCGCGGACUGAACUAACCAGCAGCUCAACCGGCUAACGUUAGCUGCAUCCCCGGUAUAACCAACGACUCGAGCGUCCUCGCCCGCCUGCGGCCGCUGAGCGGAUCCCCGUCACGUUCUCGCCAUGGCAGCGGUGCUGAGCUACUCUCCGCCGUGGUGGGUCAACGCUCUGCACAGACUUCCCCAUUUCAACUUCAAGUUGGAGCAAACGAGCAGUGAUUUCCGACCCGAGGACUGGACCUAUCAACAGUCCAUCCUUCUGCUGGGAGGACUGGCGCUGGUCUGCCUGGCCCUGGACCUCGUGUUCCUGCUCUUCUACUCCAUUUGUCUUUGCUGCCGGCGGAGCAAAAGCGAGGAUCGGCCCAACGCCGACUGCUGCUGCACAGCGUGGUGCGUCAUCAUCGCAACACUCGUCUGCAGCGCUGGCAUUGCUGUCGGUUUCUAUGGCAACGGCGAGACUUGUGACGGAGUGAACCGGCUGACGUACUCCUUGCGCCAUGCCAACCGCACAAUCACUGGAGUGGAGAAGCUGGUGUACGACAGCACAUCCUCGUUGAACCAGACGGUGGAAACCAAUCUGCAGCAGCUGGAGGGCCAGUAUGCGCAGCACGCGGACUACCUGUCCAUCAUCCAAAAGCUGCAGGCCCAGCUGGACGAGCUGGUCAGACAGAUGGUGGAGGUCCCCUUCUGGGAAAGAGCCGACAUCUCCCUGGAGGAGCUGGCCGGCACCAUCGAGCUGUACGACUGGUACAGGUGGCUGGGCUACGUAGGCCUGCUCCUCUUCGACGUCCUCAUCUGCCUCCUGGUGCUGUUCGGCCUCAUACGCAACUCCAAGGCAACGCUCGUAGGGGUGUGCGUGUUUGGCGUGGUCGCUCUGGUGAUCAGCUGGGUCUCCCUGGGGCUGGAGUUCGCCGCGUCAGCGACCGCCAGUGACUUCUGUGUUUCUCCUGACACGUAUGUCACCGAGAUGGCCGAUCGGUACGCCGUCAUUGAUCAAGAGAUCCUGCAGCACUACCUCAGCUGCAGUUUGGAUCGAACAAACCCCUUCCAGCAGAAACUCUCCGGGAGCCACAAAGCGCUGGUGGAGAUGCAGGACGACGUGUCGGAGCUCCUGCGCUCCGCCACCAGAGAGUACAAACAAACUCAGGGAAGUUUAGAAGAGAUCCAGGGGAUACUGAACACCACAGAGAUCAGCCUUCAUCAGCUCACCGCGCUGGUGGACUGUCGCAGCCUGCACAUGGACUUCGUCCAGGCCGUGACGGGGCUGUGUUACGACGGACUGGAGGGCCUCAUCUACCUCGUGCUCUUCUCCUUCAUCACUGCCCUCAUGUUCAGCUCCAUUGUUUGCGCCGUGCCUCACACCUGGCAGAGGAAGAGGAACGAGGAGGACAGCGAGGACGAGUCUCUGAGCCACGGGGGGAGACAAAACCACGACAACCUCUACCGGGUCCACAUGCCGAGCCUGUACAGCUGCGGCAGCAGCUACGGCAGCGAGACCUCCAUCCCCGCCGCCGCCCACACCGUCAGCAACGCACCCGUCACCGAGUACUUGGCUCAGAACGCCAACUUUCAGAACUCUCGCUGUGAGAACACGCCUCUGAUUGGACGAGAGUCUCCUCCGCCCUCGUACACCUCCAGCAUGCGAGUGAAGUACCUGGCCAACAGCCGGCCGGAUCCCAACCGCCCCCCUGCAGCCCAGCCCGGCCCCGCGGACCCCUCCCCCCUCACUUAAAAUCCCCCCCCCAAAAACAAAUGUGUGUGUUUUUGUUGUUGUUUUCUCUGCUGGUUGCCCGAAGCAGAACGUGAUGAAUCUCACGCUCCGCAGUGCUCCUCCCUCUCUUUUUCCCCCCCACAAUCCUCGGCUGGGUUUUACUAUUCCUCUAUUCCGGAGCCCGAACCGACCGUUUACACUCAGCUGGUCGUUUCUUUGCGCUCGAACGCACCGUGACACGUGGCCCCCGGGUUGUAGGUUUUCUUUUGUACUGUACUGUGAGAAACGGCUUGCACGCCAACGUGGGAGGAGCCAAGCGUUCUCCCACCUGAAGCGCGGACGCCGUUUCUCACACGACGCGCUCAGCGUAGGUUACACUCGUUUCACAGUCUGCUUGUGGAAUUCAAAAUGCAGGUUUCGCCAGUUAUUGUCUAUAUACUGUAUAAUACUGUAUAUCUCUCUCACACACACACACACACACGUGACGUCUGGGACCACUUUUCCUGCAGUAUUGCACGUCUUGCAGGUAUAAAAACCCUUUUUCUUGGUACACAUUUUUAUUUUUAAUCUUUUCACAUUGUCGAGCCACUAUUCCACAGCAGGAGACUGAAGCUGUGAACUUUAUGGUGGCGCAAGCUCUCUGAGGACAGAAAACAGCUGCACGACGGACAUGCAGCUGUUUGGGGAGAAGAGUCUCCGCAGGAUGACGACGUUCAUCCCAGGAAAAGACGAGAAGUUUUUAUACCACUGGAAGAACUGUUUCGAACUGUUUUGAAGACGACGGUGGACGGCGGAGUCGACGUCUUCUGCAACAUUCUUGCAGACUUUUUCGAUGAUUCUUUGCCUCUUCGCCAGACUACUUGUUAUUCUCUGCGUGUUCCCGUUGAGUUGAAAAGCCUCAUCUCCCUGAACAGAACCGGGCAUUGUCCACACACACACACACAGACACACACACAGCAGCUUAAGAGUCACAAACACGUCUUACAGAAUCCGACUGCAGGUGUCUGCAUAUGGAGAGAAACGCAGAGUCUCACAAAUGUGUUUUAGCAUUUCUAAUCGAGUGGACGAGGGUGAGCGGGUGCUGUGAGGGAUUGUGAUAACUCGGCUCUCUAUAAUCUGACGAUGCUUCGAAGGAGAUGUUCCUACUCCUGCUUGCUUCUCGUAGAUGUGCGUUGUGACCAGUACAAGUGGUUUUUUGGGAACGUGCCAACAAGUGAAGCACAACUCUUCUGCUCUCUGAAGCUGUUUUUAAAUGUCUUAACUUGAGGCCACUUUGUAGAGUUGGCAGCUCGCGGUUGCCCGUGUGAUGGGAGGAUGAGCCUGACUUUUUUUCAAAUCAAUUAUGCUCUUUAAAACAUUAUUACACUCAUGCAAUCGUUGUGUUUCUGGCUAGUUGUCAUAUUCUCUUUGUUGUUUGUAACGCAAGACGCCUGUACAGAUUUUAAACGUUCACAAAUGAAGAAGAAAAACAGUGGCGGAAAUUGAAAUUUCAUUUUCUAUUUCUUAAGAAGCUUAUUCAACUCCUUUUUUUUUAGUUUUUUAUUAUUUCAUUUUAGAAUUUCUAGCAAGCACAAUGUGUUGCUUCAUUAAUGUGAAUAUGGUAAAGUUUUUUUUUCCUGGAAAUUAAAAUCACUAGAUGUUACUUUGUUUUUUAUUUCAUGCAUCAUUUUCGCAAUCUCUGAAAUGUGUUCAUGUAAAUCCUGUGGUUAUAUUGGGCUUGAAUGCUGUGUUUUAAAAUUAAACAAAACUUAACUGUA
This is a messenger RNA of Gasterosteus aculeatus aculeatus (three-spined stickleback), 3662 nucleotides long. RefSeq names its product tweety family member 3a (gene ttyh3a). Gene Ontology annotation, molecular function: volume-sensitive chloride channel activity; intracellularly calcium-gated chloride channel activity. The record is from RefSeq and is a predicted model, not a curated record. Gene Ontology annotation, cellular component: plasma membrane. Lineage: Eukaryota; Metazoa; Chordata; Actinopteri; Perciformes; Gasterosteidae.